Messenger RNA from Archocentrus centrarchus (flier cichlid), 4199 nucleotides. RefSeq names its product protein FAM83B-like. The transcript has 5 exons. The record is from RefSeq and is a predicted model, not a curated record. Bases 305 to 3112 code for a protein of 935 amino acids. Gene Ontology annotation, cellular component: membrane; cytoplasm. NCBI's taxonomy places the organism in Eukaryota, Metazoa, Chordata, Actinopteri, Cichliformes, Cichlidae. Gene Ontology annotation, molecular function: protein kinase binding. Gene Ontology annotation, biological process: signal transduction.
AAACUCAUGACAGCUGGAGGGACAAGCCGACCUGCUUCUGAAAGUCAGGUGAGCUGAGAUGGGUGGGGUUUGUUACUGUAGCUGUCGGUGGAGCAAACAGAGCAGGUACAACAGGCUAGUCGUUUGUAUGGAGUUCGUGAAUCCACACCUUUUAGUGUUGCCGGUUCAGGUUGGACAGAGAGCAGAAAGUUUUUAAACUGUUUUUAAGCGUCUGGCCUCUGAUUAAUCAGGAAACCCAGGAUUCCUUUUUCCAGUUAUGAAGUAAAGGAGAAACCUGCUGCUCAUAGAGAAUCAGAGGACAUCCAUGGAGUCCAAUCUGUCAUGCCUGUCUUCACUUGAAGAGGACGCUCCUGUUUACAUUCAGCCACACUAUAAAGAAUCGUACCGCCUGGCCAUUUACGCCCUGCUCUGUGGAGGUAAAGAAGCCUACGAGGAGUUUAUUCGAGCUGAGCAGAUCAACCACUUCCUGUCAGAGGAGGAGAUUGUCUUCAUCGUGAAAAAUGCAGAGUUACCGGUUGUGGAGGAUGACUCAGAAGGGAGACGGGGCGCAGAUGAGGUCAGGCCCUCCACCUACUUCCCAACUGAGUCAGAUGAGGAGGUGCCAGACUUGGACCUGGGCUGGCCAGAGGUCAAGCUGGAGGACAUGGAGACCACCAUCAGCCUGCUGUUUAACCCACCCAGACAGAACACGCCAACCGUUAAAGAGGUGGUUCGGAAGCAGAUUCAGGAGGCAAAGAAGGUUAUUGCAAUUGCGAUGGACGUCUUCACCGAUGUCGACAUUUUCAAAGAGCUCAUCAGUGCCACGCUGAGGGGAGUCGUGGUCUACAUCCUUCUGGACGAUUACCAUGUCAAGAGCUUCCUCGACAUGUCACACAAUGUGGGGGUUAAUAUCAACGACCUAAAGACCCUUCGUGUUCGGACAGUUCAGGGGCAGCAGUAUCAGUGUCAGUCUACGAUGAAGUUUCAUGGAGGUUUGGAACAGAAGUUUAUGCUUGUGGACUGCCAGACGGUUUUGUAUGGAACAUACAGCUACACAUGGACAUUUGAGAAGAUCAACAUGAGUAUGGUCCUGGUUGUCACAGGUCAACUGGUUUCCUCUUAUGACGAGGAGUUCAGAAGACUCUAUGCUCGCUCCACAGUUCCUCCACUUCUGCUGAAUGAGAGGCCAUUGGUCCCAUACCUCAAAGAUACUUUGGCCCUGCAGAGCCUGAACUCCAGCCAUCUGUCUCUCAAUAAAAUUCACACGAGACCAAGGGUGAUGCAUAGCAUGAGAAGUGUUCAGGACACCAGGUUUAACAAUUCUGCCACAAUGACCAGAGGCCUGAGUGUCCAGGACAGGCUGCAUCAGCCCGAGUAUACCGAUAUGGGGAAACUCGUGAGGGGACACAGUUAUGGGGGCGAGCUUCAGAAGUUAAACUCCAUGACUCGGCUAAAGAUGGGAACUAAGGACUUUGGAGUCCCUGCUGCUCCUAGGAGGAGUGGAUCUAAACAGAGGGGAGGCAGGGAUUCACUGCUACCAAACCAGAUGUCUCAGCAUCACCUCAGGCACCAGACACGCUAUGGUGCAGACCAGAACCUAAUACCAUUCAACUCGGAAACAUCACUCCACCGCUGGAAGAUUGAUACAUAUCUCAAUGAGAACGACAUGCUUCCAGAUGCAUCGUGUGAUGCAAGCUCCCCUAUGACGUCUCCAUACAGCAGUCACACAGGCUUAAAUGAGUAUCAGUCACAGCUGAUUCACAGCAGGUCAAGAGAUAUUAAGUCCAGAAUGGAAGAAACAAGGCAAAAGAGGUUCAGUUUGCAGGACUACACCAAUUUCAGGCAAAGCCAAGAGUCUUUGAGGUCCAUGUAUCCGAAUGCAGAAAGAUCCAAACUGAUGUCUUUAUUAAGACAGGGUGUCUCAGAAUCAACGCCAGCAGCACAAGAAAGCUGCAACAAGGAAAACAGGGAGCUCAUGAAGGGAGGUAACAAAAAGGAGCCAAGGCUCACUGAUGGACACCGCUCUGCCUCUCACCAUGAUGUGAAAAUGGUUUCAGACCGAAAGACGAUGCAGACGUACGACUGGCACGAGCCCCUGUCCAAAACAGCGUCAGCUGCUGAUUUAGACCUGAAAAUGAAUGACGCAAUGCUCAAGCUUUCUCAUUUACAGUCCAGCAGUGUUAGCAUUCAGCAUGCAAGAGUGAUGGAGUCUCUGACCGAGGUCCCUGAAGAAAAAGACAGUUCAAACACUCGUUUGGAGCCAGCAAUCAAAGACAGGAAUGAGAUUCGCAAAGAUGAGGGAGCUGUUCCUAAGAACUCUGAAAAAUCUCCAGAAAGAGAAAUGCAGGAUCAAGCCAGAAGAAGGGAUGGUAAGGUGACCCACAGCACAGGCUCAGAUGCUCCAAGGGAAGGAAAGAAAUCCAUUUCUGAGGUGGAAACUGUUCUGGAAGUCUCAAAUCCAUCUGCAGGACUUCAGCAGGCAGUGGGGAGUAAGAGCAAGCACACAGAAAAGGGGCAAACAAAGCCAGAGGAUGCAGCACUGCAGAGGCAGAACUCUGUGAGAAUGAAGGUACAGUCAGAUGAACAGAAAGCUUCCAAAAAAGAAGAGAAGUCACUGCAAAGAAAGACCUCAUUGAACUCACGUAGUAACUCAGGAUCAAUCCAGCCACUCAAGGCAGACCAUUCCCAGGCACCUGCUGCAGCGCACACAACGAAAAGCCCAUCACUGAGCAUGCACAGUUUGCAGAGCUCCCAUAGCGGUCCAUCAGAGACAGAGAAGCAUAAAUCUCCAUUCUCAAGAUUGUCUCCUCAGCGUCUGAGCAAAAAGAAGACGGCCCCUGCAGCCGAGCAGGACUGCGGCUCAAAGAGCACUCUGGAUAAAGAAGUAGAGACUCUCUAUCAAAGAAAAAGGGAGAAACUCUACAGCCGGUAUGAGCUUUUGCUUAGCAAUGAAAAUAUUCGCCUUGACAAGUCAGUGAAGAAGGCAAAUUCAUAUUCCUCAGACAAAGAGAGAACCUCUUCCCUGAACAGGGGUGACUCUGGCCAUCCAGAGUAUCAGACGCAAAGUGGUACAGAUAACAAACUGGGACGAUUCAUUCAGCGAGUCGGAAAUCUAAUAAACAAAAGCAAAUAGUGAAGGCAGAGAAGAAGGCGCUCUGAAAUGAAGGCAAAGUUACUGCACAGCACGUGUGUUGUUUAUUCAUUUAUUUUUCUUGUGUGUUUGCACCACAACAGUAUGCUCCAUUUUUAUUUAUCACUGAUGCCAAUAACAAGGUGUGAUGAAUCAGGAGUCUGCAGUGCCUGUGUUUAAGCUAGAUGUUUGGGGGCGGGGUUGAAGCAAGAGUAAAGCAGGGUGAAUAUGACAAUAGCACUUCAAGAAAUCAGCAAUGUUUGAGUAAGCUGAAUUAUAAAAAUGGCACUCUAUGUCUCAUACAGAGUGUAUUUGUUCUUUUUGCAAGUUUACUUAAAGGAAUCGGCCUGAUGAGAACAUUUUCCGUCUUAGUAAAACAUCAAAAUGAUCAGUCAGCAUCACAUUCCUCCAAAGUUCUCUUGUUGUGCAGUAUUGUUGUUAAAUAGCUACUUUAAAACAAACACUUUCAGUAAGCCCCAGCGUUGCACUGGCCAAUCUGUGCAUUAAUUUUCCUAAGCGCACACACUGUAGCUCAUUUUAACACAGCAGUGCAUACAUGACCUGCUGCCCAAAGAGCACCAAAUGUGCAUUCAUCUCCUGCUGAAAAUAUUCCUGUUCCUGAAAUAGUCCUGAAAAUAUGCUGCUGGAAAUUACUGAAACUUGUUUAAUUAAUGAACACAUUUGCUCUUUUUAAAGACUUUCAUGUUAACUACACUACAUGGAGAAAAGUAUUAGAUCAUACCUGUUAAAUUAUGGAGUAAAAUAGUGGUGGAUUUGGUGUUUCCACGGAACAUGUCAACAAAAGAAAACAAGAAAUAUGUCGUGAGCUUUAUCAUGCAGGAUGUUGUAGAUUUUCUCAGUGUCUUUUGAUGAUUUUAGUAUUUAUGGCCCAUCCUUCCUCAGGGAAGAUGUUGAUAUUUGAAUGUCAUGGCUGUAAUGCAGCAACAUCCAGAUGUUUAACACAGCAGGGCUAAAAGGAAACAUAACCAUGAAACCAGGAAUUUCAGCAGGACUGAUGGAAAGUCUGCGGAAGACCUGAAAGGCUGGUGAGAAAAUAAAGAAACAAAAACAUUCCUGUGAUGCAUUUUCU